AUGGUGCUACUGAGAAUCAUGGAGAGCCAGGGUGUACUGAGCAGAGCCAGCAGGAUGAGGAGGAAGCGAGAUGAGGCUGUGGACAUCUCAGAAAAGCCUCGGGCUGAGCCGAGUGCUUUGGCCCCUCUAAGCCUCCUAUUGGUGGAGGACCCAGGACCCCUCCGCCAGCAACUGCAGGCCACCCGUUCACAGGACCAUGAGCCACUCAGCUCUCACAACCUCUCCCAAGCGCGCUCAGAGUACCUGCCUUUCUUCCGUACCUAUGGGCGGUCCCUGUCUGUGGAAGAGCUGGCCUUGAGUGCUGAGGUUGGCAGAGACCAGGAAGCUGUUGGGAACAGCAGAGGCGUGUUCCCCAAGGACUCGGCGCCACCCAGUGGCUUCUUCCCUUACUACCGCUCUCGGGAUGACUAUCUCCCCAGCAUCCUUCAAAACUGCUGGUGUCUGGGCUGCAGAGACUCCCUCCCUAGAAAUGGGGUACAAGAGGGCUGCUUCAAGGUGACAGCCAGGGACGGAUGCCCUGGGAAACUGGCCUGGGCCCUGUCUCCUUUCCUGACUGAUGUGGAGAUGCAGCCUGCCUUGGCAGGGCCAGACCUCAUCCCCGGAGCCUCACCUGCUUGCUGUUCUUUAUUGGGAGGACAAAUACAUGACAGCAGCCAGGACUCCCCUCUCUCCAGGGGCCAUGUUCCUGGUGCCUCAGGAUUUGUACCUUACUACAGAAGUGCUGAGGAAAUGCUACGCACAAGCCUGGUGCCUCCCUCAUCUAUGCUGGGGAGCCCAAGGGAGUGA
Messenger RNA from Nannospalax galili (Upper Galilee mountains blind mole rat), 786 nucleotides. RefSeq lists its product as uncharacterized. The record is from RefSeq and is a predicted model, not a curated record. NCBI's taxonomy places the organism in Eukaryota, Metazoa, Chordata, Mammalia, Rodentia, Spalacidae.